Klebsormidium nitens is the source of this 819-nucleotide messenger RNA. The record is from the annotation of a GenBank genome assembly. NCBI's taxonomy places the organism in Eukaryota, Viridiplantae, Streptophyta, Klebsormidiophyceae, Klebsormidiales, Klebsormidiaceae.
AUGUCUGACGGAAUGACCCCCAAUGAGGCAAGCCCUACUGACAACAUCGGUGAUGGCCCUUCUCGUGCUCAAAGCAAUGCUGUUGCUGAGUCACCAUCUAGUGAGGAUAAGAAGCGAAAAGCGAACCCCCUCUCUAGAAAGAGUGAGGAGCUUGAAGCCUGGGAGGGGCCUGGCCUUAAGAGGAUCAAGAAACGACUGGAGGGGGUGAAAGAGGAGGACCUUCCCGAACUAGAGCCCCUGGAGGUUCUUGGCACAACAGUUCAAGCCUUAGUCGUGGCCAAGUUCGACCGGAGUUAUCUUCUUGAAGUCCAAAUCGGGCGAGAAAAGCUGCACGGGGUGCUGUACCAUGCGCCCCCGCCAGAGCAGAGCUACCCCUUCAUCCCGCCCCCAGUGAUGACCACCAGGCUGGCGCUGGAGGGGGGCCAAGUCGUGAUGAAAAAUCCCCCCAGAAAAGUGGCGGAAGAGAAGUUGAAGCGCGACAGAAAUGCGCCGAAGCUGGCGCGGACGUGUUACAACUUCUUCUUUACGGAGCGCGGCGAUUGGCGAGCAGUGGAAGAAGAUGACCGCCGAGGAGCGCAAGCCGUUCCAGGAGAUGGCGCAGAAGGACAAGGGGCGAUACACUACGGAGCUGGCGCAAUAUCGAGAGCGACUUGCACGCCUAGAGAGUUCUGCCGAGGAGACUCCGUAGCCGGAGUUGAGGCUGCACAGAGGUUGGAGAAGCACAAUUGGGGCACUCUUAAUCUUCAAAGAGACAAGGGGCACACCGAUCACGUCUCCAUCCGUAAAGGCCGUUUACGCCUUCAUAGUCGACGAAGCUGA